Scatophagus argus is the source of this 2558-nucleotide messenger RNA. It is a transcript of the gene camk2a, whose product is annotated as calcium/calmodulin-dependent protein kinase II alpha. Gene Ontology annotation, molecular function: calcium/calmodulin-dependent protein kinase activity; calmodulin binding; ATP binding. The record is from RefSeq and is a predicted model, not a curated record. Gene Ontology annotation, cellular component: neuron projection; cytoplasm. Lineage: Eukaryota; Metazoa; Chordata; Actinopteri; Scatophagidae. Gene Ontology annotation, biological process: protein phosphorylation. Bases 602 to 2038 code for a protein of 478 amino acids. The transcript has 19 exons.
AAGCUGUUUACUGAGGUCAAGAAUCAAGUGAGAUUACAUACCAUCAGACUUCUGUUUGAAAGUAGUGAAGGCGCCCCCUGCUGGAUACCUGAAAGACUUGCAGGUUUAAGGCACUUCUGCACUUGCUUCAAGUUCUUUCCACUUAUUGUACCGUCUGUGGUCCUUCAGCUGUGCGACCCAGCAGAUGUUGAGAACAUCCUGGUCUCAGCCCUGCCUCUACCUCCUGAGCUGUCUCCAGAGGUUUUUCAUGGCCUCUCUCAGGCUCAAGUUCUCUCACUUCCCUGUGUUGUCUUCUCUGUCCUCAGAAGCUGCAGUCCUGACCUCCUGAUUCCUGUCUGCUCCCUCAGGGGUUCCUGACCUGGAAGACUGGGUGGACUCCUUUCCUCAGCCUGACUAUCCCCACCAGCAGGUUCUUCUUGGACUGUGUCCCAAGACAUCCUGGACAGGGGACAUUUCAGCCCACAUUCAUUACAUUCUGGUCCACCAGACAGACAGACAGACAGACAGACAGGUCUAACUCUUGGCCUUCUUCAUCACCAUCACCAUCAUCCUCAGAGGAAGACGGACAGGAAGCCCCUGACCCUCGCCCGGUCGGGUCGCCAUGGCAACGGUCAUCUGCACUCGCUUCACCGAAGAGUAUCAGCUGUAUGAGGAGCUGGGCAAGGGAGCAUUUUCAGUGGUGCGGCGCUGUGUGAAGGUGCUGUCAGGCCAGGAGUAUGCAGCCAAGAUCAUCAACACCAAGAAACUCUCUGCCAGAGAUCAUCAGAAGUUGGACCGUGAAGCUCGAAUCUGUCGUUUACUGAAGCACCCCAACAUCGUUCGGCUACACGACAGCAUUUCAGAGGAGGCCCAUCAUUACCUCAUCUUUGACCUGGUAACAGGUGGAGAGCUGUUCGAGGACAUUGUAGCCAGAGAAUAUUACAGUGAAGCUGACGCCAGUCACUGCAUCCAGCAGAUUUUGGAGGCGGUGCUACACUGUCACCAGAUGGGCGUGGUCCAUCGAGACCUGAAGCCAGAGAACCUGCUGCUGGCCUCGAAGUCUAAAGGAGCCGCGGUGAAGCUGGCCGACUUCGGCCUCGCCAUCGAGGUGGAGGGAGACCAGCAGGCCUGGUUUGGCUUCGCGGGGACUCCUGGUUAUCUGUCUCCGGAGGUUUUGAGGAAGGAUCCGUAUGGCAAAGCCGUGGACCUCUGGGCCUGUGGUGUGAUUCUCUACAUCUUAUUGGUCGGUUAUCCUCCAUUCUGGGAUGAAGAUCAGCAUCGUCUCUACCAGCAGAUCAAAGCUGGAGCAUAUGAUUUUCCCUCUCCUGAAUGGGACACGGUGACUCCCGAAGCCAAAGAUCUCAUUAAUAAGAUGUUGACCAUCAAUCCAUCCAAACGGAUCACAGCAGCCGAGGCACUCAAACACCCCUGGAUUUCUCAUCGCUCCACUGUGGCAUCCUGUAUGCACAGACAGGAGACGGUCGAAUGUCUGAAGAAGUUCAACGCCAGGAGGAAACUCAAGGGAGCCAUCCUGACCACCAUGUUGGCCACCAGAAACUUCUCCGGAGGAAAGAGUGGAAGCAACAAGAAGGCCGACGGAGUCAAGGAAUCAUCUGAGAGCACAAACACCACCAUAGAGGACGAAGACACCAGAGUGAGGAAGCAGGAUAUCAUCAAAGUGACCGAGCAGCUCAUCGAGGCGAUCAGCAACGGAGACUUUGAGAGCUACACUAAAAUGUGCGACCCGGCUGUGACGGCGUUUGAGCCUGAGGCGUUGGGGAAUCUUGUUGAAGGCCUCGACUUCCACCGCUUUUAUUUUGAAAACUUGUGGUCUAAGAACAGCAAACCGGUCCACACCACCAUCUUGAACCCUCACAUCCACCUGGUCGGCGACGAGGCCGCCUGCAUCGCUUACAUCAGAGUGACGCAGUACAUCGACGCCAAUGGGACGCCUCGCACCGCCCAAUCAGAGGAGACCAGAGUGUGGCAUCGCCGCGACGGGAAGUGGCAGAUCGUCCAUUUCCACCGCUCAGGCUCCGCCUCCACGCUCAGCAAGUAAGAACAGUUAACUUCCAGCGUGGGUGGGUCUUUGAUGGGGCCACCGUGGCCUUGACAACUGAUUGAUUGACAGCAGAGGCAUCUGACACCAACCAAUCAGGAUUUAGUUUGAGAAAAACAAGAUGGAGGAGGAGAAGGAGGAGGCCGGGGCCAGGAAGUAUUGAACUGCACAACCAGUCGAUCAAUCGACCAAUCAGCUCGUCUGGAUUUUGCUUCAGUCACACCCCCUCCUGAUUAGCCAAUCAGCUACACAGAUUGUAAUAACGUGUGAAAACCUCUUAUCUCCAGCUGUUUUUUACUUCCUCCUUCACUAAUUAGGUCGACACCUUUAAUUAGGUCCUAAUUAGGGCUUAACCCCCCGCCCCCCCAAAAAAGACAGAAUUUCAAAGCAAAAGUCUUUCAGGAAGUUCCCCCUUAGUUAACACACUGAUAGCAAAUGUGCGACACAAAUUUAAUAAUGAAUUUCAGAUGUUAAUAAACUGAAGGGAUUUUGGUUUGUGAUAUAUUUUCAGCGGCAAAUU